Messenger RNA from Aspergillus campestris IBT 28561, 541 nucleotides. RefSeq lists its product as uncharacterized. The coding region runs from base 81 to 440 and encodes 119 amino acids. The record is from RefSeq and is a predicted model, not a curated record. The transcript has a single exon. NCBI's taxonomy places the organism in Eukaryota, Fungi, Ascomycota, Eurotiomycetes, Eurotiales, Aspergillaceae.
GUCUGGCACAGCCAGACAAGGUCAACCGAGCCAGCCUCCUUGACCCAUUUACCCGCUAUAUUCUCGGGGAUCAUCCCCGGAUGUCUAUCUCCUAUGUUUUGCUGUGCUAUUUAAAAUCACGGGCAGUUCUCUAUUCUAUUCUCUAUAGACUGGUAUGCCAGCGAUGCACGAUUUUCAAUUUGGGAAGACAAGUAGAAUGGCUUUCUUAUCCUUUUCUUUUCUAUUGGUUUUUUAUUCUAAUCCUUGCCUUCCUGAUUGAAGCCUUUUUUCUUUUUUAUCAUUGCUCAUUACUGGUGUUAUUGGUUAUGGCGCGAAUUUGGUCUGCGAUCUCCCUUUCUUCUGCACUUUUUUCUCCUUUCCUUACAUUCUUCUUUUUCUUUAUCCCGUGGGACACCAACACCAACACCAACACUGACCAACACCAAUCUGUCCAUAUAUGAUUGAUUAUAUUCUAUUCAUCCUAUCCGUGGGACAUGACAUGAUCCCGCGCUUUAUGUAUCUAAGCUAGCUUAACGAGUAUGGAACCGACAAGACAAUUUUG